This is a messenger RNA of Rhinocladiella mackenziei CBS 650.93, 369 nucleotides long. RefSeq lists its product as uncharacterized. Gene Ontology annotation, cellular component: Sec61 translocon complex. NCBI's taxonomy places the organism in Eukaryota, Fungi, Ascomycota, Eurotiomycetes, Chaetothyriales, Herpotrichiellaceae. The record is from RefSeq and is a predicted model, not a curated record. The transcript has 3 exons. Gene Ontology annotation, biological process: intracellular protein transport. Bases 1 to 369 code for a protein of 122 amino acids.
AUGGCAUCUCCCAGACCAUCCUCUCCUUUGACCUCUGGUCCGGAAUCUGGGCCCGACUCCACUCCUUCUGCUCAAAAAGCCAGCGGAGCAUCUUCCAUCGCACGUGCAGGUUCUCCUCCAGGAGGCCCGCGUUCUGCCAUUCGUCGUCGCGCAGCUGCCGAUCAUAAAGAAUCCGUCAAGAAGGCAAGGCCCGCUUCAACGCGUGCUGCAGGCGCAGGUGGUUCUUCAGGGACAAUGCUGAGACUAUAUACCGAUGAGAGUCCGGGUUUGAAGGUAGAUCCCAUGGUCAUUCUGUUUUUGAGUCUGGGCUUUAUAUUCAGUGUGGUUGCGUUGCAUCUUAUCGCCAAAAUCACAAAGCGAUUCUCGUAA